AGGCGUUGCAUCUGCUUCUCUUUCACUCUGUAAGACCCCCUAAGCCAACUGGGUCAACUAUCGUACAGAUAUCUGGUUAUUUGGUGGUGCUAGUAUCCACCAUCAAUCAGUGAGCGACGCAGUCCUCAACGCGAUACUUGUUAAAUUGGCGAUCCCGAUUCCCGACCAGCAGUCAAUAGGUAUUAAUCACAUCAGCUAAGCAACAAUGGGACUAGGAGUGGUGCAAGAAUUCGUGGCCAACAACACCUGCGCCGUGGUUUACACGGCAGCUGGGACACUCGUUGCAUUCGCGUCAGGGACCGUGCUGGGUGUAAUCGGAUUUGGCCCCGAAGGUGUCAUAGGGGGCUCAUGGGCCGCCACCGUUCAAAGCUGGGUGGGGAAUGUCCCCAACGGGAGUGUGUUUUCCUGGUUGCAGAGCGCCAGCGCCGGAAAAGGAGCAGCUCGGACGGCUGCUGCGUUUGCAAAGGGCGUCGGUCUUGGUGGCAUUGUGGGAUGUUUUUUGGCAAAUGCGAGGAACUCGACUGGAAUUCCCUGAGCACGGGACGAAGCAUGAAUGGAGGAAGUUGAGUACAUGUGAAGUGGGGAGACUUCCAAGUGUUUUAGCCGGCGCUUAGAGUAGGCGUCAAU
Parathielavia appendiculata is the source of this 627-nucleotide messenger RNA. RefSeq lists its product as uncharacterized. Gene Ontology annotation, cellular component: membrane. The record is from RefSeq and is a predicted model, not a curated record. The transcript has 3 exons. The coding region runs from base 206 to 535 and encodes 109 amino acids. Lineage: Eukaryota; Fungi; Ascomycota; Sordariomycetes; Sordariales; Chaetomiaceae.